Mizuhopecten yessoensis (Yesso scallop) is the source of this 4184-nucleotide messenger RNA. RefSeq lists its product as uncharacterized. Lineage: Eukaryota; Metazoa; Mollusca; Bivalvia; Pectinida; Pectinidae. The coding region runs from base 560 to 2845 and encodes 761 amino acids. The transcript has 3 exons. The record is from RefSeq and is a predicted model, not a curated record.
UGUCAAGCUUGGAGGUUAAACACGUGAUAAUGAUGUUAUAUAUAUAUAUACGUGUUAAACACGUGAUAAUGAUGUUUUAUAUAUGUACGGCACACCAGACUGCUGAUCAUGAGCUGGCAAUAGAUUACCGACCGGUCCACCUUGAACAUUUGCUGAUGGAGACAAAAUGGUAACGGUAGAUCAGGUGUUAAAAUCCCGUUUUGUAAUGAAAUAAGGAAGUUUUCAAUGGAAUGGACUGGAUCUGAUUGAUGGUUCAUAUGAAGGCCAAACGGAACUGGAAUCCAUAAUAACCGGUGGUUCCGGAGCAUGGCUACUAUAGCAGGACUAUCUGUAAAUGUAAACCUAACGACAUGAAAAAGUGUGUGUUCGUAACUGAUUGCCUUCAUAUGAUUUGUGAAUUUCUGGAAUGCAAUACCUGUGUAGAUACGGACAUUCUCCACUGAGAAUCAAGUGCAGCUAAAAUGCAAGUAAUGGACACACAUGGAAAUUAUCUAAAGAGGAACUAGGAGAAAGUUAUUGAUUUUAUUUUAAUUUUGAACCAUAUCAGAACUGACCGAAGAUGCUGACGAAUGACGUAUCCAGCGACAUAGAGAAGAUUAUAAAGACACAGCCGGUUGAGACGAACCCACCAGGAGACAAUUAUGUCGGUCGAGGGGAUCUUCCUGGUAAACUCUCCGCCUUUGAGAAGCUUAUCCGUCAUGCCAUUUCAAGAUUCUCUAUGGAUCGCGUUUAUGACUUGCUCAGAAUCGUGACGACAGAAUUACGAACGCAAGCAGCCGCACAGGAAAAGGAAGAAGCGGCGGCUGCGGCAGCGGCGAGGAUAGCAGAAUCAACCGCGACAGCCGAGGGCAAAGACGAAAAUACAGAGAAAGGCGAAGAAGGUGACAAGGAUAUAGACACUGGAACUGACGAAGAAAAUAAAAGUGUAAAAAGUGAUAAUUCCAAUAAAAGUUCUGAUCGUGGAAAAUCGGCAAAAGGCAAUGAUAGCUCUGAUGAGAAAACUGAGUCAGUGCCCGCUAAAAAAGAAUACGUAACUAAAACGGUCAACAUAACUUCUCUGAAGCAGGUACGUGACAUUAUCAAAGGUCUUGAAUUAAAAGAAACCGCGGGUGAAAAAUUGACUGAUCGGCAAAUUGUGGCUUUGCGGCACUACGCCACGUUCGCUAAGGAUGUGGCGUACUUACGCGAGUCAAAGAUGUACUUCUACGACAACAUUUAUUGGGCUCUUCUUGAAGACUUCUAUGAUCCAAACGAACAAACGGAAUCAAGAUCUAGUCAGAGUCCACCGGAUAAUGAAAAGAACAAUACAUCUCCCGACUCUGCAAGUACACCCGGAGGCCGGAAAAAUAGGAAAGUGAAAAAUUCAAAUCGUCUUCCGAAAAAUACCAUUAAGAAACCAGAAGCUCCGAAAGAAAACGACAAGAAACGGAUACAUGACGUUGUAAGUGAGUUGGAGGAAGCGAUGGUCAAGUGGACUGGAUUGUUAGAAGACGAUGACCAGAAAAUGGAAUAUUUCGACCAGGACAGCCAUCACGAAGUUGUCCAUUAUUUACACUGUGCUCCGUUUGAACUUGUAUUCCGAGUUGUUCCUGAUGUGUUUAUAAAGUGCUAUCGAGCACUCGAUCUAGCACGAGAGUGGAUCAAGAUUGCAGAGAAGAUAUACAAAGGGCGACUUCCUCUUCGACGAAAGGUACCGCGUGUUCAAAAUGGGGAACCAGUCGAACCUGUUCAAGAAGAACAGAAAGAUGAGGUGCAGGAAACGGAGGAAGAAGAAAGAAAGUCUAAGGAGGCUGCAGCGGAAAUUUACAAAAAGCACAUGAAAAAAAUUAAAACGAGAAUUGUCACUGUAACCGAGAGGAUCAAAAAUCAUGAAUAUCAGAUGACGGAAUUGACAAAAGAAAUGAAAACGUUGAAAACCAGGGAAGAUCGAGUUGAUAAACUUAACGCUAACUUCGAGCAAGCAGAUAGCAAAUUACAAACAGCACAGAAAGAGUUUUCAAAGUAUCUCCACGAAAGACAAAAGACAAUUGAUGAAAUUGGAGAAAUACCACCGGGAAGUUUACAACACUCGGAGCUAUCUAAAAGGGCAGAAACCCUUGAUAAGGAAUUAACGAAAAGACAAAUCGAACUAGGUUUGUUAGAAUAUCAGAAAUCUGUUGUCCAAGAAGACUUCCUUUUAGAACUGGAAUUACGGCCAAAUUUUAUUCAUUUUGUUGGCGAUGUUCAAGGCAAAAUGACAGACAUCAAGACGGAUGUUCAGGAGAAGAAACACGAAAAGAAAAAACUUCAAAAGCAGCUAGAAUCGAUGAUUACAAACACCGAUAGAGUAAAAGCUGUUAUGCGUGAAUACCUCGGCCGUGAGCCGAACGAUAUGGACAUGGAAAUCGCCGUACGAUUAGCGAGUGAAGAGGAGGAUGGCGUGGAUGACGAUGACAAGGAAUCAAAUGAAAAGGACCAGAUAUCUACGGACGAAUCCGAUACUGAUUACUGGCAAAAAGAACCCGGAAACUAUGAUUCUGAUGGAACGGUAGGAUUAGAUUCGGACCAAAGUUUUGUGUCGGUAUCCGAUGAUGUUGAUCUCACAGAAUUUCUUCCGUCAACUGUUGUGUUCGGGGAAGUGUCUUCUUCUGACAGGAAAAUGGCGGGAAAGACGGGUGGUUCUAACAUUUUGUCUAAAAAGAAAACGUACACACCUCAAUCGUCACAGCAGUUUUCUGAUGCGAUGCGUGUUCUUUCCCCAAACAGUAAUCCGAAGUCUCAAAGAGGUUUAGCGGGACCGAAGAAGCUAAAACCACAUUCUAAAGUGUAUAAACAAAUGCACGCAACAAGCUAUAGACCAUCGUGAUACCCUAUAUCUGUUAGUUUUCUUCAAUAUUUAUUUUCAAGUAUCAAACAACUUAUUCGUAUAGAUUGAAAUACAUGUGUUUGAAUAAGUAAUCGCGGGAGGUUUAAAUUCGCGAAUAGCUAAUCACAAAAUGGAUAGUAAAGUAUAAAUCUCGAAAAAAUGGUAGUUACAGUUAUCAAUUAAGGCGGUUCUCGUUUCAAUCAGAUACUUGUGUGACGUCAUUUUAGUAGUAGCUGAUGGAAAUGUUCCAAUCACAGUGAAGGAGCAGUCUAGGCUAUUGUUCUAACAAUGUGUGAGGUCGUGAUUCGCCGUGCGUGUCGGUGCUGCUAGUCAUUGCAAUAUACCCAUGCUAAAAUACCAAAUUUGUUGAUUAGAUCUGAGACAAUAUUGUGACCAAAGGACACAUGUAUACACAUAUUGAGGUGAUCCUCGUGUGGGAGAAGUGUUUUCAGUAAGAUUCACUCUUACCUUGAUUGGUAGGUACAUUUGUAUGUAGAUGUAUAGAUGUCAACAAGAAGCCUGUGACCUUUGUACCUGAGAACGGAUUGUGCCAUCGUGUCAAAAAGUUUUGAAUAAUAAACAUCAAUGUUGUUUUUUACAAUUUACAUGGAAGUAGUCAACGGCAGGCUUCUCAUAGACAAACGAGACCGACUUAAAUGUGGAUUUGAUUUAAACUAAUAACGCUGGAUUUAGUUAAUUAUUUCCUUACAUAACUGCUAUGUUUAUACACAACGUACGGAGUCCAAGUUGUGUUCUUAAAGUAAACAUGUAAAUAUUUUUUCUCGAGAAGUCAGUUUGUAUUUUAUUUUUAUAUUUUUGAAAUGCUGGCAUUGACUUUUAACAAUUAAAAUCAUAUAUUAAUAAGAUACAUAUAAGAUCAAAUCUAUCCAUUUUCUUAUCCGGGAAAACACCUGCUAUCAAAACGAAUCGAAGUACUGAAAAGGCUGAAAGCUAAGGCAAAAGAUAGACCAAGAUGAAUAUAUUAUAUUUGGAAUGGGGAACAAAUUAAAGACGAAGUGACCAUUAUAUUGUACAGAGGGAUUGACGGUUAAUUUUGUUAUGCAUCCUUGUCGGUAGAGAUACUUAGAAAUGAAAAAAAACGAUACAAAAACAUUUCUCCCAUCUCUCCAGCAUCCAAGUUGUUAUAUAUGUACCGACAUUACUCGAUUCAGCUACAUGCACGCUUUGUUUAAUACCUAGUCAUAGUUCAGAUUCUUAUGACGAGUACAAAUAUUUAUUGUGUUCCGAUAAAAAUGGUUGAUCACUAAUUAUCUUCCUGUGUUUCACUUUCAUGAUUAAUAACGGCUUUUUAACAAACAAAGGGUUGUUUUUUAAUUUU